Messenger RNA from Guillardia theta CCMP2712, 843 nucleotides. RefSeq lists its product as hypothetical. Gene Ontology annotation, cellular component: microtubule; kinesin complex. Lineage: Eukaryota; Cryptophyceae; Pyrenomonadales; Geminigeraceae. Bases 1 to 843 code for a protein of 280 amino acids. Gene Ontology annotation, biological process: microtubule-based movement. Gene Ontology annotation, molecular function: ATP binding; microtubule motor activity; microtubule binding. The transcript is spliced from 11 exons. The record is from RefSeq and is a predicted model, not a curated record.
AUGACGAUGGCAAAGGUGCACGGGGAGAAGUCGAAGCAGGAGGAGGUGUACGAGGUCUCCGGUCGACCAUUCGUUGAUCGCUUCCUGCAAGGUCAAGACGCUUGCAUCAUGGCGUAUGGACAGACUGGAUCUGGCAAGACAUUCACCAUCUUUGGCCCUGAGGAUGAACACGUCGAUCCUUUCGGCUGUUCUGAUUCCUCUGGUGUUGUUCCCCGAGCAAUACAGCAGAUUUUCAAAGCCAGAGAACAAAAUUUAGCAACAGGCGGAGGAUUGCUAGAAUAUUCAUUGUCGAUGGUAGAGGUGUAUGGAGAUGAGAUCAUCGAUCUUCUUGGAGAAGAAGAAGCAAAAGACGCCAAGAAGAAGGCUCUGUCUCACGUGGCUGUACUCCGGCGUGUCCAGAACCUCGACGAGUGUGCGAGAUUGCUUCAGCUGGGCUCGCAAAGAAAAACGAGAGCAGUUUCAAAAUCCGUUCUAGCAUCCGGGUCUCGAAACGUUCCAAACAAAGGAGACAGGAUUCAAGAGGCUAUUUACAUCAAUCUUGGCCUAUUGGCGCUUAAGUUGAGAAUGCAGAAUUGUGUUCGGGCGCUGGUGAACCAAGACCCCUACGUCCCUUACUCCAACUCAAAACUCACCCUCCUCCUCCGACGUGCCCUGGGCGGCAACUGCGUGACUUCAGUGAUAGUGACUUGUGCGUGCGAGAAUCAGAAUGCGGCGGAGACGAUAGAGUCACUACGUUUCGGAGAAGGUCUGCGGCUGCAACUCUUCCUGACCCGCAAACACUCGCAGCAUGGUCGUGGCCAGCGCAGCUCUCCAAGAGCUGGAAGCAGAGAUAUCAGCGGUUGA